Messenger RNA from Hippopotamus amphibius kiboko, 1766 nucleotides. RefSeq names its product C2 calcium dependent domain containing 4D (gene C2CD4D). The transcript has 2 exons. Lineage: Eukaryota; Metazoa; Chordata; Mammalia; Artiodactyla; Hippopotamidae. The record is from RefSeq and is a predicted model, not a curated record. The coding region runs from base 617 to 1663 and encodes 348 amino acids.
CCCAACGUCUGGGCCCGCACUGCAGACUCGGGAUGCCCUAGGGCUGGGAGGCAGGGAGCCGGACAGUCAGGGCUUAAGGAGGGGUGGGAUGCUGUGCCCCCGAGACGUGCGUCUCCUUGAACUCGCUCUGGCAGCAGCCAAGUGUGCAGCGAGUCUGCUUCUGGCCUGCAACGACUCAGGAAGGCGAGGGAGGAGCAAGAGGAGGCAGGUGGGGCGAGGCCAAAGGAUGGCUCAGCCUGGAGAAGCCUGUUGAGCUGCAGAGGAGCGCAAGGAGCCUAGGCCUCUAGUGCGUGUGUCAAGCCUUCUCACUGUUGAGUGGAUGGACAUUUUUACCAGUGGGAGCAAUGGGAGAGUCUGUGGACUCGGAUGUCCGAGGCCUGAUCUGAAAACGUGACUGUGUCUCCCCCGGCCCCCAGGCUUUGCCGCCCUUUGUCCCCGCCCCCUCCCCGCUCAAACAGCCGCCUGUGCACCGCGUGGGCCCAUAAAGAAGGGCGCGGCGGCAAAGCACCGGGUGUACGUUUGCAGCAUCACCCACCUAAGGCUCCCCUUCUUUCCUGGUCCAGGCCGCCACCCUCUCGCCUCGUGGAAUUCGAGCUUUCAGCCCCCACCCCACCGCAUGUGGCUCUUGGAGAAAGCUGGCUACAGGGUGGGCGCCGCGGAGCCCAGGUCCCGGUGGGCGCCCUCCAGCCCGUUUCCUAAGCACCGCGCCCCGUGCCCGCUGGCUCGCGCCUGCCCCAACGUCCUCACCCCGGAUCGCAUCCCGCAGUUUUGCAUCCCGCCUCGGCUCCCGGACCCGCGCGCCGCCGAGCCCCACGGCGGGCGCGCCACGGGCGGGCGCGGCCUCCCCGCGGCGUGUUCGCUGCCGCACCUGGCGGGCCGCGAAGGCUGGGCCUUCCUGCCCGAGAGCCCGCACACGCGCCGGCGCGAGUCCCUGUUCCACCCGCCGCCGCCGCCCGCCCCCGCCGGGGGGCUGCCCCCCGCGCCGUCCCGGCUGCACGUCUCCGCCCCGGACCUGCGCCUCUGCCGGGCCCCCGACAGCGACACGGCCUCGUCGCCCGACUCGUCGCCCUUCGGCUCGCCGCGGCCAGGCCCCGACCGACCCCGGCCGCCCAGGCCGCGCUCGCUGUCCCCGGAGGAGGCGAGCUCGGCGGACACCAGCCCGCCCGCGCCGCCGCUCUUCCACCUCGACUUCUUGUGCUGCCGGCUGCGGCCGACGAAGGAGAGCGUGCUGCGCCUCGAGCCCCGGGGCGGGCAGCUGCGGCUGUCCGCCGAGUACCAGGCCUGGCCCGGGCGGCUGCGGCUGCGCCUGGUGAGCGCCGAGGGCCUGCCGCCGUCGCGGGCCGGGCCCGGCAGCGGCGGCGGCGGCGGCGGCUGCUGCGUGGUGCUGAGGCUGCGGCCGCGCGCCCGGCCGCGGGGCCAGCGGAGCCGCGUGGUCAAAUGCAGCGCCAACCCCAUCUUCAAUGAGGACUUUUUCUUCGACGGGCUCGGUCCGCCGGACCUGGCCGCCCACAGCCUGAGGGCCAAGGUGCUGGACAGGGGCGCAGGGUUCCGCAGGGACGUGCUGCUGGGGGAGUGUGAGGCGCCCCUGAUUGCCCUGCUGCCUCCCUUGGGUGGUGGGCUGGUUCCCGGGGCCUCGCUGGCGCCUGCCCAUCUCAGCCUGUAGCCUGAGAGACUGUCUCUUCCUCUGGAGGUCUCCACUGGGCCUGCAGUCCUCAUCUUUCCCACCUUCCUGGCAUGUGUUUACUUUUGCUAAUAAAAUGUCUCAA